Linepithema humile (Argentine ant) is the source of this 1681-nucleotide messenger RNA. RefSeq lists its product as uncharacterized. NCBI's taxonomy places the organism in Eukaryota, Metazoa, Arthropoda, Insecta, Hymenoptera, Formicidae. The record is from RefSeq and is a predicted model, not a curated record.
AUCAUAAGACGAAUUACAAAUAAAGACAGUUCAUCGAAAAGUUAAUUGCUUUUAUAUCAUCUAAUUGCAAUAUAACACAUAACAGUAAUUUUCUGAAGUGCUUAACACGUGGUGUAAAUAUAUGAAAGCAGAAUACGUUAGAAACAAAAGUAUUGUUUGAAGAAGGUUUCUAUAUAGGAAGAAACACUGUACUUAAACAGAAAUUGGAAAGGAGACUCUUGGAUUUCAAAAAUAUAAUACUACAUAUGUGGAGUGUUGAAUUUCUAUAUAUAAUUGGACAGAAUAGCACAGAACAGCAAAGUAUAGAUGAUGGAGGAUGAUGAAUUUCUCAUUUUGUCUGUGUUGGAAUUAUGUUUAUUGGCCUUGUUACGAGAAAAAAAACGAAGAAAAAGGUGGUCAAAUCGGAGGUGGUGGGUUAGACCUAUCAAUAUUGCACGUCCUAUAUUUGGGGAUUAUGAGCAUCUUUUUUAUGAAUUAAAAAAUAAUGAUGCUGAUAUCUUUUUUCGAUAUGUGAGAAUGAGGAAAGAAACUUUUUAUCAACUACUACAGAUGACAAAACCUUUUUUGAUCAAAGUGAGCAAACGAGCUUUUAAUCCAGAGCAACGGUUGAUCAUAACUUUAAGAUAUUUAGCAACUGGUGAUCAAAUACUGUCCAUUGCACUGGCUUUUAGAUGUGGAGAAUCAACUGUGCAGAAGAUUAUCCACGAAACAUGUUCAGUUAUAGUAAAAAUAUUGCAACCUAUAUAUCUCCGUUUGCCUACCAAAGAAGAAUGGAAAACUAUUAGCGCUGGUUACUUGGAAAAUUGGAAUUUUCCUAAUUGCGUUGGAUCCUUCGAUGGAAAACACAUAGAAAUACAAGCGCCACCCAAUUCUGGGAGUUUAUUCUACAAUUAUAAAAAGACAUAUAGUAUUGUGUUGAUGGCUGCAUGUGAUUAUAGAUACAUGUUUACAUUAGUCGAUGUUGGCUCAUACGGUGGCAAUAGCGAUGGUGGCAUUUUUACGUCUUCUGAUAUUUAUUCAGCACUACAAGAAGGAACAUUAAAUAUCCCUAAAAAUUUAAUAAAUCUUCCUGGAAGCAACAUUAAAUUACCAUAUGUUUUUCUUGGUGACAGUGGUUUCCCAAUUAGUACUAAUCUAAUGAGACCUUACUCUGGAAAAAUUACUUAAUGAAAAAAAGAAAAUAUUUAAUUACAGAUUGUCUAGAGCAAGACGCACUGUCGAAAAUACCUUUGGAAUUUUAUCAUCAAGGUGGAGAAUUUAUCGAAAGCCAAUUCAUAUGCAUCCUAAAUAUGUGGACACGGUCGUUAUGUCAACAAUAUGUUUGCAUAAUUUUAUAAAAUUUGAGGAAGACCUUGCACAAGUAGAGAAUAGAGUGUAUUGCCCUCCAAAUUUUAUAGAUUCGGAAGAUGCAGCAGGCAAUAUCAUUCUUGGAGAGUGGCGGCGAGAUGUUGGAAAAGCAUUUAGAGACAUUCCACCUACUUCGAUGCAUCAUGCAACUACAAUUGCAUAUAAGCAGAGAGACAAAUUGGCUGAUUAUUUCGUGACACAACCUGGUGAAGUUUUAUGGCAGUAUGACUAUGUUAAAAGAGGACUGCAUUAUGAUGAUCUAUGAAAUAUUUUAAUAUAAAUAAAAAUUAUAUGUGAUAAUACAUUAUAUGUGAUAUAAAUAAUACAUAUAUGU